CGAAACUGAAGAAGGAUGAGCCGGAGAUGGACCGGCCUACUGAUGACCGUGGCGGUUCUGAUCGUAGCAUUGCUCGUAACGGUAACGGUUGCUCGACGGCAUCAUCUGGAAGUGCGGGAUGAUUUCCGGCGGUAUAUUUUGCUCAGUACGUUUGGGUUUUAUGCUGGAGGUGUUUUGGAUGUACGGGUUUCACACUUUCGUGUCGAUCCAAGUACAGAGGAUAAUAUGUUUGGCCUUUCGCUCGACAAAACAAUGUCAGACUCGAUGAAUCCGUAUCUAGAUUCGCAUCAAGACAAGUGCAUUCUCACCGAACCAGUUGCUGUACAAAGUAACGGACCAAUUGUGUUCUUCAAGAUGGAUCUCAAACAGAAUGUCGUACAUGUCAGUUGUUCCAAGGACUGGCAAAAUAUUCACCUUUACAAAGACCGUAGCGGUGUGCCAGCGCUUCGUUCCAAGCGUCAAUCGUUCGCACAGGUCAGCGAUUCGAAGAUGGUGUACAUGCAGCGCCGUCGUCGGGCAAAUGUUUUCCCCCACGCAGCUGAUGGCGUGGCAGAUGUCGGGGAUGCGGCAACCGUCUGUAGCAAGCUGACACUGCCGCUGGAAGUGAAAGCAGACGAUAUGUUCAAGUACUACAGCUUUAAUUUUGCCAUAUACGUUGCUACUAAGCAGGAGGAAGGGCUGUACAAUCUCUAUUUCCACAGCUGCCCGAACUACUCACCGAACAGUCUGUACGAGCUGAAUUUUAACGUCGAUAUUGAGGAGAAAAAUAGCGGCAACUAUCUGUCCGCUGGUGAAAUGCCGCUGCCGGCGCUCUACUUCAUGAUGUCCAUUUUGUUUUUCCUUUCCGGCCUGUUUUGGGUGUUCAUACUGCGGAAAAGUAAACAUCCACUGUUCAAAAUACACUACCUGAUGGGUGUGCUGGUGUUUCUCAAAUCGUUGUCGUUGAUGUUUCACGCGAUUAAUUACCAUUUUAUUGAAGUGCAGGGCGAACACGUCGAAGCUUGGGCGAUUCUCUACUACAUUACGCAUCUACUCAAGGGUGCGGUGCUGAUCAUUACCAUAGUACUCAUUGGCACCGGAUGGACAUUCAUCAAGCACAUACUGGCGGACAAGGAUAAGAAGCUCUUUAUGAUCGUGAUACCGUUGCAGGUGCUUGCAAAUGUGGCUGAAAUUAUUAUCGCGGAAAGCGACGAGGGUGACAAGGAGUAUAGCACCUGGCGGGAUAUAUUCAUGCUAGUCGAUUUGCUGUGCUGCGGUGCGAUUCUGUUCCCGGUCGUUUGGUCGAUCCGGCAUCUACAGGAAGCGGCCGGUACGGAUGGUAAAGCGGCAAUCAAUCUGCGCAAGCUAAAGCUGUUCCGUCAGUUUUACAUCAUGAUCGUAUGCUAUAUUUACUUUACGCGCAUUAUUGUUAUUUUACUGAAGAUUACCGUCGCAUUCCAGUACGCUUGGCUGGAUGAAAUGUUUAAGGAGAUGGCCACUUACGUGUUCUUCGUGCUGACCGGGUACAAGUUCCGACCCGUUUCACAGCAUCCCUACUUUUCCGUGCAUGGUGAGGAUCUCGACGAUGAUGACGAUGAUGGUGAAGUGGAAAUCCUCACACAAUCAGGACUGAGCGAUGGCAUCAGUAAGAUCACAAACCGAUCCCAACCAUCGUCAAACAUAGCGUCUGGCGCUACGCUGGUGGAAUCGCACGAAGAAGAGCGAGAGAAUUUGAUAAGCAAGCGGGAAUCAUCUCACGAGUACGAUUAGGCUUGUCGCUUGUCGGAAUGAUUCAAUGAAUACGGCUUGUGGAGGAAGAAAAUCAGGAAAUUUUUGCAUGUAACAAUUUUUUCUUCCGCAAAUAGAUUUUUUGGCAUUCGCAACUCUUCUUCACACACGUUUGAUCGUAUGGAAAAAAUGGCUGUAGGACAACGUAGGACAAUUUAGGGCAGGGUUAGGGAAUGGAAUUACUUCUAAUUCAUGUGAUUCUAAUCCGGCUGAUCCGGAUGAUUGCGAUGCGCAUCUGCAAAACUUGUACACGAACAUCAACAGGCAACAAUCGUAGAGGGAAAACGUUUUUCCCACAGUUCCCACAUCUACACAAAUUGAGCUAUAAUGCCACAAACGGACACAAGUUGAUAGAAGUUUGUAAUACUUCUUGGACGAAACCGCAGCUAGCUAGUUGUGUGUUUUAGAAAACAUGCAAAACUAUAAGUACUAUCGCGUACGAUAACAAUAUAAGCGAAUGAUAACGAUGCAGCUAUUUCGCAAAGAUAGAGAUAUUGACCUUUCCAAUGAUAACAUGUAACAUGCAUUCAAACGCGGGGCGAAGCAAUAGUAGCAAAGUCUGUUUUUCCUCGGUUUCUCCUCAAACUGGAACAAGUUGCAAGUUUGUAGACCACACUUCCCUAACAAAGUUCCCUUCACCCGUUUUAAUGAAUCCGUGCUGUGAUCUAGCGCCCUCGUCGUCACUGUUUGCUGGCGUGCUUGAAAGUGUAGUAGCGCAUAGUCCAGAUGAAUGGUUGGUGUAGAUUUUAAAAAAGGACCACAAAAUACUAAAUGAUAAUUUAACGUAAAAAAAAAAUGAAAUGCGAUACCCGAUAUGAUGGUACCAUAUGCUGCACUCUAGAAGAUUAUAGUUGAAAACCCGUACAACGGCGGAAGGACAAAUAUAAAAUGAAGAAAAAAACAACAACCUAGACAUACACAUACACAGAAACAUGUAAGCUAAAUAAAUCACCAUAAAUGAUAAAAUAUAAUUUAAGUAAUUCAGAUUAA
This is a messenger RNA of Anopheles funestus (African malaria mosquito), 2757 nucleotides long. Its product is annotated as protein GPR107. Gene Ontology annotation, biological process: transport. The transcript has 8 exons. Gene Ontology annotation, cellular component: membrane; Golgi apparatus. NCBI's taxonomy places the organism in Eukaryota, Metazoa, Arthropoda, Insecta, Diptera, Culicidae. The coding region runs from base 16 to 1749 and encodes 577 amino acids. The record is from RefSeq and is a predicted model, not a curated record.